UUGUACAGAAAGACAACAUGACAGUGUUGACGUUUACGUUAAGAUUUCUUUAGAGUUAUUAAAAAGUUUAUUGAUUCUAUAAUUCUAAAAUUAACAAAAUGUGGUCUCUAUUUAGUAGAGAUCCAGCUAAGGAUUUUAAUUAUGAAAUUGGAGAGCAGGUUGCUGGUCUGGAAGAAAAGUCUAUUUGGACAUUGCACCAGGGUAAAAAGAAGGCAACUGGUGAUCCUGUGUCCGUGUUUAUGUUUGAUGUGAAAGCUGCUAGUGAAUCUCAGUUACAAAUAGCCAAGGCAGCCUUCAAACGCAUCAAAACUCUUCGACAUCCAAAUAUUCUGACCUUUUUAGAUGGAGUGCAGACAGAAAAAGUCAUCUACAUUGCCACCGAGCCAGUCACUCCUCUUGAGACCCACUUGAAGAAUAAUGAAGGUGAUGCUAAGAAUGAGCUGGCAAUAUCAUGGGGACUUCACCAGAGUGCUAAAGGUCUUUCAUUUCUAAUCAAUGACUGCCAUUUAAUCCAUAAUAAUGUGUGUAUGUCAUCCCUGUUUGUGGACCAAGCUGGAGAGUGGAAGCUGGGAGGUGUCGACUACAUGUACCCUUCACAAGGUUCUGAUAGUCAGCCACCAAUUAAAAUACUUCCAUCACUCGACAGAUAUGACCCUCCCGAGAAAUCAGAUUCAAGAGGUGUGAAAGGAGAAAAAUGGUCACGUGAUAUGUGGGGAUUAGGCUGUCUUAUAUGGGAAGUAUUCAAUGGCACACUUCCCAGGACAUCGUCUCUCAAAGCUCUUGGAAAGAUUCCAAAGGUUCUGGUGCCUAACUACUGUGAGUUGGUGAGCGCUAAUCCAAAGUCCAGACCAAAUCCAGCCAAGUUUAUUGAAUCGUGCCGACAGAAGGGACGUUUCAUGGACAAUUCAUUUGUCACGUCCAUGUUGUUUCUUGAAGAAAUUCAGAUCAAAGAUCAGAAUGAGAAAACCAAGUUCUUCUCAAGUUUAACACCAUCACUCGAUUCCUUCCCUCCACAAUUUUGUCGCCACAAAAUUCUACCCCAACUGCUCAAUGCUUUUGAAUACAGCAAUGCAGGGUCUUCAGUAUUAGCACCGAUGUUUAAGCUGGCUAAGUAUUUGGAUCCUGAUGAAUAUCAGAAGAAAAUGGUUCCAUGUGUUGUCAAACUUUUCUCAUCCUCAGACCGAGCCACAAGAGUCAAACUUUUACAACAGAUAGAAUUUUUUGUCGAGCAUCUUCAAGUAGGCACAGUUAAUGAUCAGAUAUUCCCCAAUGUUGUCCAUGGGUUUAUGGACACAAAUCCAGUUGUGAGAGAAUCUACAAUCAAGGCAAUGGUUCAUCUAGCACCCAAACUGAAUUAUAAGAAUUUAAAUGAAGAGCUGAUGAAACACUUUGCCCGACUUCAAACAAAGGAUGAUCAGGGAGGAAUUCGAACCAAUACAACUGUCUGUUUGGGAAAAAUAGGUCAUUUUUUAAAUCCACAGAUCAGACAGAAAAUUUUGUGUUCAGCCUUUCUACGCUCGUUGAAGGAUCCUUUCCCACCAGCAAGACAGGGUGGGGUGCUUGCCCUGGCUGCUACCCAGAAUCUGUAUAGUUUAAAAGAAGUCGCAAUGCGUUUGCUGCCUGCAUUGUGCUGUAUGACCAUGGACCCUGAAAAGGGUGUUCGUGAUCAGACAUUCAAAGCUAUUAAUGGUUUUUUAACAAAGUUGGAAAAGGUGUCGGAAAAUCCAGAACUGCUCGAAGAAUUGGAGCGUGAAGUAGCUACUGGGGGAACUAUGGCUGGAGGUGCAGCGGGUUGGGCAGGCUGGGCUGUCACGGGAAUGUCAUCGCUGACCACCAAGUUCUACCAAAAAGCCACCAAGAAACCUGCUGCUGCCCCAGUCACCUCAAACCCAGUCUCAGCACCUUCCUCUGCAACCACAAGAUCAGAGGCAGAACAAAGAGUACCUCAUAAAGAGCUUGUGACCAAGGAAUUGGAGGAAGAAAAGGAAGAAGAAGAAGAAGAAGAAAACCAGACGGCUGGCUGGGAUGCAGAAGACUGGGGUGAUAUGGAGGAUUUUGGAGAUAGCACUAGGGAAGCGGAGUCACCACUUCAUAACGAGUUUGAACACAAGGAUGACGAUGAUGGAUGGGAUAACGAUGAUGAAGACUGGGGCACUAUUGAAGAUACUUUGGGUCCAGCAAAAUCAAGUUUAAGAAGCAGUGAGGCUAAAUCCGGACAUAGUGAUUUUACAUCUGACAGUUCUGGUCUGCCAUCAACGGGUGCAUACAACUGGGGUGGCACCGAUAAUUCAGAAGAUUUCUUCUCCUCAACCCUGGGAACAUCAAAGCCAACAAGACCGAGGCAGACAACACCACAAAGAACCACCACUCCACCUCAAAGAAAAACAACUCCACCCAAAGAAUCUCAAAAGAAGAUGACAACUCCAAAGCAAGACUCAUCGUCAGGUUGGGAAGAGACAGGUGGCUGGGACGUCGAUGAUGACAGUGGCUGGGGUGGCGAUGAGUGGAAUUCAGCAGACACAGCAAAGAAGAAAUCAGAUGAGAGGGAGGAGAGACGACUGCAACGACAAAGAGAACUGCAAGCUAAACGUGAGCAAAAGAAAGCAGGAGCCAUGAAAUUAGGUGCCAAGAGACUGGGUUGAACUGUAAACAUUCAUUUUACCACAAUGGAAGUUAGUCAUUUCAAGUGAAGUUUGAAAAUACAUAUGUGGAGUAAUUGCUAUGCAAAAGUUUUGAAAUAAGGUUAUGCAUCUGUGAUAAUAAAACCUUCCAUUACACUGAUUUGUGUAGGAUACAAGCCUCCUGUAUCAUAUUGUUGCUAUGAUUCACAUGGAUCGUGUCGAUGUCCAUGGUCUUAGAUCUGAAGAUUGUAUUUAUUUUAUAAUUUGUAUACAUGUGUCAACAGACCAUUCCUGUCAUAUGGUGUGAUAACUGGUAUAGAAUGUGACAUCAUCAAGUGUAGAGUGUGUUUACCAGUUAGCCAAGUACUGUUUCAAAAUGAUAGAUCGAACCAUUACAAGCAGGACAAUUAUUCUUCCAAGAUGAGAAAUAUAAAGACCGAUACGUUAGUCAGAAAAAAAAAAUUCAUGAAAGACUAAUUAUUAGUACUAGUUAAUUUUGGUAAAAAUUGGCAACAGUGUACUAUUUGGCUACUAAUUUUUACUUGGUAUAGUGUACUGAAAAUCCUCUAAACCAUUGAAAAACAUCUGACUUUAUCUAGGUGUACUGGCAACAGUUUGAGUGAUUAAUUGUUAUGAAACAAAAAACAUAUCCUUUUAUUUCAGUUGUAGAAAUGAAAUGUGUACAUGUACAACAAUCAAUCCUACAUAAACAUAAAUAUUUGAAUGCAGAAUGGAUAUGGUUUAAAACACAAAUCAAUUAUUUUAUUUAAAUUCCCUCGGAUAAUUUACUUCUGCCAUCAGUCUGAAUGAAACAUGGGUCUUACUGACCACUCUACCAACACCAUUUUCUGUUAAGAUCUCCUUUUUUUGUGAAUGGUCAUUGUGAAUACAUUUUAAUUGAUGGAAUGGAUAGGAUCCUUUAUUUAAUGGCAAAUUUUAAAUGAUGGGUAUUUGGUGUCUAUCAUAGUUAUUUUAACACUUUGUUGAGAGUGAGAGUGAGAGUUUGUUGAGAGUGAGAGUGAGAGAGAGUGAGAGAGAGAGAGAGUGUGUGUGUGUGUGUGUGAGUGUGAGUGUGAGUGUGAGUGUGAGUGUGAGUGUGAGUGUGAGUGUGAGUGUGUGAGUGAGUGAGCGUGAGUGUGAGUGAGCGUGAGCGAGUGAGAGAGACUGGUUUGUUGUUGGCUUAUGUCCGUGUGUCCUUAAAACAGCUCAGUUGCGGAUAUGGAAACCUGCAUAAUGUUAGGUGAGGUCAGUUAUUAGCUAUAACUAUUUCUACAUUUACUUGCCACACAUCUUCAUGAUUAUGGUAAAAUAUUUAUUUUCAUGGUUUGCAUAUGUGGUGCAAAACAAUAAUAUAUUCUCAGAAUUUCAUUUUCAUGCAUUCUCAAUUAAACAAAAAUAAUAUAAAACUAAAGUAAAAAUGCACUUUCCAUUGUUUUGUUGUUGAUGUAUUUAAUCUGUGUAUUAGUAUCUUAAAUGGCUUGAUCCUACACAGUGCCUGAACACAAUUUCCUUGAUGAUUCCGACUGCCAAACGUGAGAACAAAAAUUGCAUGUUUCUUCAGACAGAAUGUUAACACCAAAUGAGUUGGUCUUUGUUAACAUCCUAUACAAUACAAGACAUUUUUAACUUUGUAAGAUGUGAAUGUACACAUUGUCAAGUCUUUGCUCUUAAGUACUACUGACACCGUUCUGUAUUUAAAUAUUAAAAGUACAGUAGAAUCUCGUUGGGUCGAACUUGGAAGGGUCGAAUACACCGGCAACGCUUGAACCAAAAACACAAAGACCUGAGUUACACUUAUAGUUGUUGACCGAUUUAUUAGGUCGAACUACCGAUGGGUCACACAGUUUCUUGUGCACUGAUGGUGUUCGAGCCAACAGGAUUCAACUGUAAAUAUAAUAAGACUGGAGGAGUGUCAGAAUUUUUAAACUUUUAUUGUUAAACCUUUAUUUCAUCAGGAUCAUUAUAUAUAUAUAUAUAUAUAUAUAUAUAAUAUAAACAUGCUGCUUUUUAUUGGUGUUAUGUAAUUCACAUUUGUCUCCACAACACACACUUUUGAUUCUCGUAAACUGGUUUAUAUCAUGACAGUCCUCAAUCCUAAGCUUGUAAUGAUUGUAUAUUUUUACAUGUUAUGUCUGUAAACACAAAAACAUGCUAAAAUGUAACCUGCUUUGAUAUUCCCCUGAACAAUAUUUAAUGUUUCUACACAAUUAUUACAGAUGUAUUAAAAAUAUAUAUACCCGGUAGCUGUUAUUAACUGUUAAAUUUUGUGUAAAUGUUUCUGAAAUCUGUAGUAAAGUUAUUGGGCAGGAUCUGAAUUACUUCAUCUUAAAUCAUCAAAGUUGUGUAUCAUAAGCCAUAUAUUUAUAUAUCUUAUUUAUUUUAUCAUGACACUUUAAUAUGAUGGUCUUGGGUAAAAUCAAAACAUUUGGACAAUUGAGGCCUGCAGUAAUUAUAAAUACUUUUGUGUAGAUUUCAGAAACAUGGCAGUUCUAUAUAAUAUUAUAUGAAUCAAGUUAUUUGCAGUUAACUGUACGAAAAGACUAUUGCUUACAUGGUUCAUCAGUUAUAAUGAACUGUUUUUGGUCCCAGAUCAGAAAUUGUGGGAAAAUGUGCAAUCUUCUGAUACAUGUACCAAAAAUGUAUGAGAUAAGGUAUUAAAAUCUCAUAAAUUGUA
This is a messenger RNA of Gigantopelta aegis, 5295 nucleotides long. RefSeq names its product N-terminal kinase-like protein. The transcript has 19 exons. Gene Ontology annotation, molecular function: protein kinase activity; ATP binding. Bases 99 to 2642 code for a protein of 847 amino acids. NCBI's taxonomy places the organism in Eukaryota, Metazoa, Mollusca, Gastropoda, Neomphalida, Peltospiridae. The record is from RefSeq and is a predicted model, not a curated record. Gene Ontology annotation, biological process: protein phosphorylation.